This is a messenger RNA of Dracunculus medinensis (Guinea worm), 1014 nucleotides long. The record is from the annotation of a GenBank genome assembly. Lineage: Eukaryota; Metazoa; Nematoda; Chromadorea; Rhabditida; Dracunculidae.
AUGAACAGUCCAACGAUUCGAUUGAAAAUGAUGAAGACACUGGUUAAUGUUUUUAUUGACCAUAACGAUGAUCGACGUUAUAAAUGUCCCGUCGAAGGAUGCAAUAAACGCUACAAAAACUUGCAAGGUGCCAAACAUCAUGCUCGGCAAGUGCAUGGUAUAAAUGACGAUUCUGUCGGUGUUGUCACUUCAAUUGAUAUAUUACCUCGACCUGGAAAUACGAGUGUUGGACCUGCUCAACCACCAGUUACCAAAUAUGCAAGUAUGCGCCCUUAUAAAUGUGCUCAUUGCACAAAACGAUAUAAAACUAUGGUCGGAUUAAGUAAUCACAUGCAACAAGGUCAUCAGCGGCUCAGUAUACCUACGUCCACUACGAAUCUUACCACCAAUCUUGUUCCCGUUUCUCCUUCGGCUGUUUCGAAUUCAACUUCAACACAUCUGCAUACGCAGAGUGGUGCCCAAGAAUCUCAUAAUAGUAUUGGCAGUUUACGUGAAGAAGCUCAAAACCCAACUCAGGUUAAUGUGUGCAUCGCAAGUCCUUAUAAUUCGAGUACAGCUCCAAUGAAUGUAAUACCACCUGGAAUGAGAGUAACUGCACAAACAAUGUCAUCAGUAAUUGGUCAUCAAUACCAGAAUCAAAUUUAUCCUUCAAAUAAAGGAGCUUCUGUACAUGGGACCAAUAUACAAGUAAGGACUGUUGGCAACGUACUUGGCAUAUCAAGAACAACACCAUUACCAUAUCAAGUUCCAGUGGCAACCAACGAUGUUUCUCAACAGGUAGAUGCACAAAUUCCUAAUAAAGUACCACAAAGAGUUACGAGUAACCAAACUUCAUUGAAUCGUUCACAUUAUCAACAGUUUAAUCAAGCAUAUCUGCAACGUGCUAGGAUGUCAUCAAAUCAUUCAAGUAGUUCUAUUAAUGUACAAUAUAACAACGAUAUUCCGUUGAAUACAUCUUCCAAUUCUGAUUCACAGGGUAUAAGUGGACAAUCUGGUCGCGUACAACAAUUUUGA